This is a messenger RNA of Diaporthe citri, 531 nucleotides long. RefSeq lists its product as uncharacterized. The coding region runs from base 1 to 531 and encodes 176 amino acids. NCBI's taxonomy places the organism in Eukaryota, Fungi, Ascomycota, Sordariomycetes, Diaporthales, Diaporthaceae. The transcript has 4 exons. The record is from RefSeq and is a predicted model, not a curated record.
AUGAAGCUGAGCCCAUUCUCCUUCCUUCUGAUGUGCGCCGUGUUGGCUGCCUUCCCCGUGUCAGCCGACUUCUACAUCUACAGGAUGUGGCAGACAACUGGGAAUGACCAUCAUGGUACCGGGGACAACAGGGUAGAAUACGCUUUCUUCCCCGGACCGCCUGACUGCAACGACGUGAUAGACCGCUGGCACGAGCAGAAAGGCAAGGACGACGUCAGUGGCAACAAGCACGGUGGCCCCAAAGAUCCUCGCGACCCAGAACUCAUCGAGUUCAACAACGCUGUGGGUCACUACAGCAACCUCGUGGACAAAGCCUAUUACAGGGACUCGGGAGGCGAGCUGAGAGACACCAAGGACAACAUCAUCGGACACUGUCACACCGACGCGUCGGACACAAUCGCAAACUGUUUUUCCACACGUGGGGACAUCAACAUCUUCGGAUUAUGGGAUGGCGGCUCUCUGGUAUACUGCGAGACAGCUCUCACGGCUUGCAAGGUGUUCUACGACCCCCGGACUGAGAAGCAGUGCUGA